Molecule: messenger RNA, 531 nt
Organism: Psilocybe cubensis
Lineage: Eukaryota; Fungi; Basidiomycota; Agaricomycetes; Agaricales; Agrocybaceae
Exons: 4
Coding region: 1-531 (176 amino acids)
Source: RefSeq, a predicted model, not a curated record
AUGAAAGCUUUUAUGCUUCUACUGUACUUGGUUCCAUUGGCUUUUCUUGUUGGCGUUCUCCCCAUUGCCAAGAUCCUUAUUGGCCAUAUCAGAAUGGCAUUGGUAAUGUCGAAAGAAGACGAAUGGGCAUCUUACAUGUGGUGGAACUGGUGGGGUUCAUGGCUCUUCUGUGCGGGCCCAUUUGGACGAUGGAUAAUUGGCACAAUCCUUGGCUAUAUGGUGAUAAAGGGCAAGCGCCAACAGCCACUACCUGGUUAUCCUGGUCAACUUAUUGAAGAGCCACAUUUGAGGGUACUUAUGACAGCGUUCUUUGCAGCGCUUUUAUCCAUAUUUGCUGUUGGUCUAGCGAUCAUGUCGAUGUAUAAGAUUCUCUGCGGGUUAACUUUCUUAGAGAGUUUGAGACCUCCUUCUCCAGAUCGUUUGGAUAGUUCAAAUCCUUACCUUGUUUGCCUACCACGAACAGCACCAGAAGAGAGCAUUACCAUUAAUAUCCUCACUGCCUCCCAGAUUUUACACAUGGCCAAAGCUUAA